Messenger RNA from Panthera uncia (snow leopard), 13151 nucleotides. RefSeq names its product basic proline-rich protein-like. The record is from RefSeq and is a predicted model, not a curated record. NCBI's taxonomy places the organism in Eukaryota, Metazoa, Chordata, Mammalia, Carnivora, Felidae. Bases 1 to 627 code for a protein of 208 amino acids. The transcript is spliced from 3 exons.
AUGCCUGCUGCCACAGUAACGCUCAACCCACCCGGUGGCCCCACCCCUUUCGGUCCCGCCCCCGCCCAGACACCAAUGGUCGCCGCCCGCAGCUCCCGAAGGCAGCGAGCAACCGCGGUGGCGGCGGCGCGUUGUUGCAGUUGCGCCAUCUGUCAGGAGCGGAGCCGGCGGGGAGGGGGCUGCCGCGGGAGAGGAGGAGGGGUCGUCGUGACCAAAGGCCGCCGAGACCCGCCCGCCGGCCGGCCGCGAAAGCAGAAGCAGGCUGCCCUCGGAGCCGCGCGUCCUCCAACGUCCGGGCGCGCGGCGCUUCAGCCAGCGCACCGAGAGCUCUCUGGGCACACACAAAGCCGCCGCCCGCGCCGCACCGCCCGGCGGCCGCCGUCCGCGCCUGGGAGGGAUCCGGCCGCCGGGCCGGGGACACCCGGCGCCGCCCCCUCGGCGCUCUCGGAAGGCCCACCGGCUCCCGGGCCCGCCGAGGAACCCCCGGAACCGCCUCGGCCGCGCGGGAGGAGGGCGGGGAGAAGACCAUGUGAAUGGGCUCCGGAGCCUGAGCGCCGCGCAGACCUCAGCAGCAGGCAUAACAUUUGGCCUGUCUCUGUUUCCAUCAUUAAUUGGUCAGCACAUUGAGAGAAGGAACCUGGUCUUAUCCUGUUUCAGUAAAUGUGAGUUAGGUCUUUGGUAUGUGCCAGGCACUUGGAUUUAUUAAACUAACGUUAGCAGCUGUAACAAAUAGGCCUGCAGAAACGUAAUGGCUCAAAGGCAAUAGACAUUUAUUAUUCCUCAUGCAGUAGUCCACUUUUUAAAUGCCUUGGCCUGGAAAUGACACCUAUCACUUCCACUGACAUUCUGUACACAAGGGCUGGUUAGGUGGCCACAUUUAACUGCAGGGGAGCCUGGGAAAUGUAGGUUAGCCAUGUGACUAAGAAAAAAGAAGAAAUGUAUUUUGGGCCAGCAGCCUUGCCAUAUGUUGCCAUUCAACAAGGCACAGUCAUUGCCCUCAAGGAGUUUAUAGGCUGAUGAAAACUAAAUUAAUUGUAUGGAAACCUGGAGCAUAAACCCAUCAUUGCUUUUAUUCUUUUGAUUUCAUAAGUUCAGAUCUUUUUAUUUUAAACAUGUUUCAAAAAACUUUGCUUUUUGUUGGUUCAAGUAGUUCCCACUCAGUGAUUACUUGUAAUACAGUGAUCUCAUGCCUCCUGUGUUGACUUUGGUAUGGUUCUUUUACUCUAGUAGAACCUUUCUUGGCCUAGAUUUUUUUUGUUUGUUGAUUUUAUAGACUCCCAAAGUGGCUGGGAGGGUCCUUAGAAAUCACAGUCCUACCUUCUUAACUGAAAGAGGAAAUUAAGCAGAGUGCAGAGGAGAAACUUCUUGCCUGGGGCCAUGCUAAUGAGAAGGGAACCCUAGCCAGCCCAGCACUCAGUCCUGCCUGGGUCCCCUUCACCACACAGCUGUCCUGACUUGGUGAUUGUGAUAUCUGCGUAUUCCACGGAGACUAAGUUUCCAGACCUCCAGGAGCAGGGCAAACUGCUCGUGUUAUAGUCUCUGUUCUCCACAGGCCUCCAAACUAUUGGAGCAAUGCUGUCCAAACUAUUCAUCAUAGUUAAUAAUGCAUAUAUUUUUGCUACAAACGGUUCAUUAUAUUCCUCUGUUCUGGAAACAUUAGCCAAGUGUGUUCCUGUGUGCAAGGCACUAGGAGAUAGGGUCAUGAAAAUGAAUGCAUCUGCUGUCCUUUUCUUCAGGGGCUCACAGUCUGCCAGGGGAGAUAAAAGUAAAUAAAUAAUAGCUAAUUUUUAUCGAGCAUUUAUUAUCUGUCAAGCGCUGUUGAAGUUCUGGUCUUAGCAAUAAUGAUCUGAAGUGGUUUCACUUCUCUCCCUUUUACAGGUGGGAAAUUGAAGCAGGGGAGGUUAAGUAACUAACUGAAGAUCAUAUAGUUAUUAGGUGGUACAGUCACAGUUCAGGCCCAAUUAGUUUGGUUUCAAAUCCCUUGCUCUCAGCCACUAGGCAAUAUGCAAAAUACUAUAUAUGGAUAUAAUAAUAUUAAUUAAAAUACGUUACAUGCCAUAAGAGGAAUAUAGCUAAAUACUUUGGAAACUGAUAUUUCUAGUUGUUGUGAAACAACCUUAUAUUUAAAUUUAAAAAGUUAAAAAUGGGAAAGCAAAGCAUGUUGAUACUGGAAAUACUUUUACUCUGUGUGAUUUCUAUUUUAAGCUGUGUCCUUCUGUGGGCCACAGAUAGGUGGGUAAAUGUGAAUGCUCAUACAUAUUUCCUCAUUCAGCAACAUUCAUUCAUUGUAUCUACCAUUUGCCAGACACUGAGCUACAUGCUUCAGGGGCAGAGGUGUGAUCCUGCUCUAAGGAACUUACCUGGACAAAGGAAGUCUCUGACUGCUGUGAUUCUAGGGACCCUCACAAGAGGAAGAGAGCAUGUAGAAUGGAGCAUGAACUACACAAAGAGGUGGAAAAGUGGGGCAGCCAGGCAGCAAAGGUUGGAGGAGGUGUCUUUGAGAUGAAGAGUAGGAGUCAGCUAGUAGAGUGUUGUAGAAAGGCCAUUGCCCCAGAAGGCAAAUGCACUUUUAGGAAAUUGGAAGUAGUUUUUGGAGGGGGACGGGGGGUAUUGUAGAGAGACAGAGGAAGAAGAUAGGCUAGAGAAAAAUCUGAGUGUUCUUGUAAGUACAGUUGACCCUUGAACAACUUAGGUUUGCACACGGUCCACUUAUAUGCAGAUUUUUUUUGAUAAAUAUGGCAUAUAGUAUUGGAAAUGUAUUUUCCUGGUGAUUAUCUUAGCAUUUUUUUCUCCAGCUUACUUUAUUGUCAGGAAUAUAGUAUAUAAUACAUAUAGCAUAUAAAAUAUGUGUUAAUCAACUGUUUAUGUUAGCAGCAGUCUCAACAGUAGGCUUUUAAUAGUUAAGUUUUGGGGGAGUAAAAAAUUAUACACAAAUUUUCGACUGCAUGGGGAUUGGCACCCCUAACUCCUGCCUUGUUCAAGGGCCAGAAUGUCAGAAUGCCAUUUAACAGUUGUAAGUGGAGAUGAUGCUUUGAUCUAAUUUGUAUUUUAUAAAAGAUUAUCUGGCCACAGUGUAGGCUGUUGCAGAGGCAGUCAAGACCAAUGCGGGGAAGGUAGUUAUGGAAACUCAGAUGAGCAAUAUAUAAAAGUCUGAAUGGAAGAAAUGGAAGUGGAGAUGGAACAACAAUAACAACAACAAAAAAAAAAAACAGUAAGAGAGGGUAAGACAGUAUAUUGAGGGGCAGGGAAGAAGAGGGGUCCUGGGAAAUUAGGUGGAGAGAAACAUGCAGACAGGUAAUACAAUAAGAGAGGACAGGUAUGUCAAAUGAUGACUUUAUCAUGGACACUUUGGACUUUCAGGUUGAGGUAUGUCAUAGGAGUGAAGAGUAAGACUUAAAUAUACAUCUAUUAGCAGCAAAUUAGAAACUACUUGAAAUAAUGGACAUGGGCAGUAUACUCAGGGACUUUGUAGACAGGGCUGGGGGAGAGCCCAGGAAUGGGGGAGGUUAGAGGAGCCCUGAGUGGAAGAGGCAGCCCUGAAUGGAAGAGCCAUAGUGUUGAGCAGGCCCAGGGGAGAGAGGUUUCCUUGAUCACCAGGAGGAGAGGGUUAUGCCCCGGACAUUAAGCAAAAUUAAGAAUGAAAAGUGCAGUUUGAUUUAGCACCAGAGAUCUCCGAAUCCAGCCAGAGCAGCAUCAGAAAGAUAAGGGGUGGAGGUCUAAGACUCUGCUGCUCCCUAGACCAAGAUAGAAACAUGUAUCAAAACUGGGGAACAUAGGACCUUAAGGGACUAGAGACCACGUAGUCCAACACGUCUGUUUUACUUAUGAGGAAAAAUGAGGCCCAGAGAGGCUAGAUGACUUGUCCAAGGUGGCAGAGUCACCACUUAAGGUCCACUGUCAAGCCAUUCAGUCCAGGCAAAGGAUGUGGUCAAGAGCAUGGACUCAGGUGUGGGCCGGGUUCAGCCCCUUCCAGCUGUGUGAACGGGGCCAAGCUACCUAAACUCUGUGCCUCCCUUUUUUCACCUUUAACCUGGAGAUAAUAGUUCUUACCUCAAAGCUUUGCUGUGAGGAGUCAGUGAGUUAAUAAACGUAAAACCCCACAUAUGGGAAAAGUGAUGAGUUUGCUGCUGUUGUUAAAAUGUAUGCGUGUGUGUGUGUGUGUGUACACACAUACAUGUAACAGAUAUACAUACAAUACAUAUAUCCCUUAGGGAAGGAAAGGUGAAGAUGUACUGUCUGUAUAGAAGGAAAUUUUGAAUAUUUUAGGCAGAGAUUUGGGUGAUGGAUUGUCAGGUCUGGAUCAAGAAUUACUGGAAAGCUUGGAAAGUUUAUAUAGUAUGAUUGAAAACAGCAUACUUAGCAAGUCUUUGUUAGAAAUGCAGAGCCUUUUUUAUUCUUGAGAGUAAAAAAAAAACAAAAGCACUUUGAAGUUAGCCCUAUCAAAGACUUUCUUGGUUUUAGUCAGAUAACCAGAAUUUUAAUCUAUUAAUAAUGUAAAUCCCUUGAGUUUGGCUUCAGAAUGUCCCCAUACCUCCUGAAGACAGAACAAACUAGAGAGUAGGGGGAGAAGACAUGAGUUAUGACUUUCAUGCACUUGGUUCCUAUGAAUAAAUGGUGAUUUGGGUUAGAGAGAGAGUGCUCAGUGUUUCUAGUUGAGCAAAUCUAAUUUUUAGCCACUAAAACACAUGAGUAGCCUAAACCGUAUUACCUGGAGGGACUUGGGUGACAUGCAGUACAGACAGCCUAGGAAUAAGUGGCACUCUGGACUUGAUUAGGACACAGUAAUCCUAGAAGGAUAUAAAUUGAACUGGAUUUAUCGUCUAAUAAAAACGUGGGAAGGAAAGAUAAUGCUUACUGACUCAUGAAACUUUAACAACGUUUGUAAGGCUCUGAGUUGUUGUAAUGUUUGGAUGAGAGCAUUUCCCCAUUCAUCUCCGUGCUUCCAGGGUGACCCACGUGAGGCCUCGCUCUGGAUCGGAAGCCGACUUGGGUCCUUCCUGGGUAUUUUUAGGAAGCAGAGGUCAUCAUAUAUUCAGCCCUUGUAGACCCCAUGACCUCAACAGCACCCUGUUGGUUUGGGCAAAUGUGUAUCGAAUGUCUAUUAACUAUAAAUUUGGGGGAGAAAAAAAAUACAGCAUGAGAAAGUUUUAGCCCAUUGUUUAUUUCAAUUCAUAAGGCUUUUUCUGAGGACUGCUUACUUCUGGCCUUGUGAUAAUGUAAAAAACCAUGUAGCACACCAUAGCUACUCACCCCUCCUUAAAUACACCAUAAAAAUAAUAAUACCUACCGCUUUUAUUGCACCCCAGAGGCCUUGUUAAGUGCUUUACAUACAGUAAUUUACUUAAUUAUAACAACUCCAUGAGGCGGGUGUUAUUAUCCCCAUUGAUCAAAUGGGAAGACUGAGGCUCAGAAAGGUAAAGUAACUUGCCCAUUGUCACACACCUAAUUACUAAAGAAGCCAAGUCUGUCUGGCUCCUAGGCUCAUGCCUGCUUUUGCUCCAAAGCUGUGGUUCCUCUUUCCCUGCCUACUUUCAAAUGACCUUGCCUUCGCUUUGCGGUUGUUUCUGUGCUAAGUGUUAGAGGAUAUAAAGACACCUUUUCCCCCCAGUGGAAACCUCACUACUUCAUUACUCCUCUCAAGACUCAGCUUCUGGGAAGCCCCCUCUUUGGUCCUUUCUGUGGGCCCCCAUGGCACUUGAUUUCUACCUCAUCAUCACCAUCAUCAUAGUUGGACUUGUAAAGCAAGAUGGAAUCAGCUGGGUGGAAGAAUGGGUGGAUACUGGUCUUUUUCAUUGACUUAUGAGCUCUUUGGAAGUCAGGGACAAUAUCAUAUUCAUGGUCAAUUGGCCAACACAACACCCAGCACUAUUCCAUGGUAUACUAUCAUUAUUCCUACUUAACAGAUGGGAAAACUGAGGUUUAGAGGUUAAGUGAUUUAGUCAGGCUCACACAGCUAGUAAGCAUUAGAGCUGGAAUCUGAACCUGGACAGUCUGGUUCCAGAAAUCUAUGCUCCUAACACUAAUUUUGUUCCAUCUUUCAAAUGAGAUUGUAAGCCAUGAGUAUGGAGACAGUGGAUAUCAUCUCCUAGCCCAGUACCUCACAGUCCAUGCUCUGUAAACAGCAGCUCUCUUGUUCUUCCAUCCACCCUGGCAGAACAACAAACAAUAUAUUGAACUAGGUCUUAGCUCAUAAUAAUAAGGAGAGAGUUUUAGGGUCAUGGCUACAUGAAUAUUCUCUGAGGAUCUUACAGAGUGCAUAUCUCCUGGCCAUCUUCUGAGUCAGUAGGUUUGGAGCUGUCAGGGUUGAGCACCGAACUGCCUUCUGGAUAUGAGAAUGGCAGUAGGGAUGGAACCAUCAAGGAGGCAGCUUCUGAAAGACAAGGAAUGAAGCAAGCAUAGUGAGUCUCAUCCACAUUGAUGGGAGCAGGCCGUGAAGUGGUAGAAAAUCGUCAGCUCGAGUCAGCAGCCGCCCAGGGGAGGCUGGGGAUCAGAAAUCAAUCACAGAAAGACCACUUACUUUGUAUUUUUAAGAUUUCUAAGUACCUGCUUCUUUUGAAUGUGCUGGUGGGAUUUUAUCUGAUGAAUUUAAACACGUUCAUUUUUCUCAGAGCUUCCGUCUUUGAGGUUCCCAAAAAUAGUAGGCUUUUCAUGGAGUUGUAUAAGGAUUCCAUCUGCUUUAUACUGAAAAGUAGGGCUUUAAUGGAAAAUUAAAAAUGAGCCAGAUCGCCUUUCCCACAACAAAGCCCAGGGCACUUUUCCCAAUCCUUUCUUCUUUUAAUCCCCAGCAAAAGUUACUGAAUCUGUAUUUCUGUGGGAUCACCCCCACCCUCCAAAUUAAAUUCUACCCAAAAGCCAAAUAAACACUAACAAGUUUCUUCAUUUCCAUAUGUUGUCAUAUCUAUUUAAAAGCAAUAACGGUUUCAAAUAUUGUCACUUAUAAAAUUUGAUUUUCAUUUCAGUUUUCAUUUUAUUCCAGAAUUGUGUGAUCUGUGGCCUAUAACUAGGCACAUGCACACAAGGAUACCUGAAAAGUGCUGAUUUCUGUUCAUGGUUUCUCUUAUUUGCUCUCAAAGUUUGGAGGCUUUCGCUUUUCAUUGUAGAGUUUACUGUCUAACCUACAAAUAUAGAGCACCUCAUUGUUUCAGUUGUAGGAGCUGAGUUAUCAACGAAUGCUAACAUUCUGUCAUUCUCUAUCUUUUAUCAUCUCCUUUUACUUGAAAAUGCCAAUUCUGUGGCUGUCCUUUAUAUAUACUGUUGCCCAGUCUAUAUUCUCUUGAUAUGUUAUGUCCUUCAGGCUCUCCUGUGGUUUGCAAAUAAUGAUUGCAGUUGCUUCACUCCUAUACCUUCUAAAUUGAGUGAGGGGAGGUUGAUCCAUGUGAAAUGGAUGUACCAGCUGAUGUAGAUACUGGUUCUCUUGCCUUGUCCCUUUAUGAACAACCCAGUGAAUAGGAGAAAAGACCCAAAUUCCUUAGGCUGGCAUUCAACGCCUUCCAUGUCCACAUUCUUAGUCAUACUUGGCUCACCUCAUUUACCACUACACUAACACUUGAUUAGCCAGAUGUCAGUCUAGUAUCUCAUUAAUAUGAAAAAUGGGUUUUGGCCUUUAUUUUCCCUUCUUGAAAUCCCCUAACCCUUCUUUUCCCUCAGAAUUCUACCCAUUUUUCAAUCCCAGCUUUAGAAGUUUCCCCUAAUGUCCUCAUCCUCUUACAUUGAAUACUUAUGACCAGUUGUCUCCUAAUAAUGAUGCCUUAUGUUGUUAGUUAAAUUCUCAUAGGAGAGAUCUAAGGUUCAGAGAGAUUUUGUGACUUGCCCAAGGUCAUAUAUCCAGUUACUAAUUUAGUUUGGACUAUAAUCUAGGUCUCCAAGGAAUCUGUGUGGGUCCUGUAUUCUCAAGAAACUGUUGGCCCUUUGUGUGCAAAAAUGUUGUUUGCUGGCCCCCCUAUAGCAGGUAGCACGAUGUCGUUCAUAGUGUAGAUAUUCAGUGGAUGUUUAUUUGGAGCAGGGCCCCGGAGUAUGUAGCUGGUCUCCUGGGCAUCUGUGGGGCUUGGAUGUUGAGCCUGUGUAGUUUUUGUAGUUUCUGAUGGCACCAGGUUGACUCUCUACCAGCCUGCAUGGUUUAGGGUCAAUGAUUGUCCCAGACUGGUUCAGGAACCACUGUUGUAUUUCGAGGAUGGUGUGUGUUUAAAGAUCUUUCCCUCGUAAUCUUGAGCUUUUGGUUAAACAUUUAGAGUGGUCAGGGAAAUAGUUACUUCUUUGUCCUCUGCCAUCAGGUUUUCACCAAUAAGAUUUUCACUAAAAACCAUAGGAAAUUACCAGUGGUGCAGUGACAUCCAAGACCAGGAGAAAUGCAGAAUGUUUCAACACUGGGAGGAAAUUGGAAGAAAACAGUAGUGGAUGGUGGAAGAGUGCAGAGUGGCCACCAGGGUUGACCUGGAAGUCUGAGAGGACUGUGGAAGCUGGUGCCCAUCCAUAUCUGCACCUCUCCAAGUAGCAUUUACCUGAGUCCCUCAGCCAUGUGACACCCAGCCGUGACUGUGGAAGUGCCAUCCUCUCCCUGUGUUAAUUUGGUUCACUUGGUAGUAUCAGCAUCUGAAGAAUCUCCCUGGCAGGGGAGGAAGGUUCUUUUCUAGACUUAAGGUCCUACAAAGUCAUGACUUAACACUGUACCCCAACCAGAGCCUCUGUAUCUCCAUCAAAAGAAUGACUGAAAAUAAACCUUAUGAAAUGUUUUCCAUGGUUAGGGGUCAUUACUCGAGUCAUUUCUGUAACAAGAUGACAACAGCAUAACAGUCAGUGUUUGUCAGCCACUCAUUAAGAGUCUUCUCAGCUACCUGUGGAAAGUUCUCUGUGAUUCCUCAUGAAUGUGUCGCCCUGCCUAGCCUUCACCUGGAUGCCAGCUUUCAUGUAUCUAAGGGAGGGAGAAUAAAUAACAUUUUGUAUGGAUAUAGUCCAACUGCUGCAGCCAGAAAGAGGGGAGGUACCUGGUGCUUCACUGUUGUUUGAAAUGCCAUUAUGGUCUUUGGAAAGCGGUAGUGAACUUUUUUCCCUUCCUUAACCAUACAUGGUCCAUGAUUUGAGCACCUCCUCACCCCCAACCCCCCUCCCAUUACCACAGCCACCUCCUUAAAUGCAGGAGAUCACAUGCCAGUGUCCUAAUACGCUCUCUCCUUGGCUGGCAUGUAAUGUCACCACCUCAUGCAUUUAUCCAGUUUGUUCAUGUUCAGUCAUUUUGGUAUAUCUCCCUGUCAGAAUUGUCCGUUUUCAGUAGCAUGCUUCUAGAAGGCUGAAAGCACACCUCAUUUCAUUUGCGUUGUGCUAUGUAACACUACACUGAGCUGUGCAUUUAUUAAAUGCUUGUUGAUUAUGAUUCUGAGCUUCCAAGCUGGGAGGUCUUACAAGUGUUUUCAGUACUUCUGGAAUGAGAUGCAUCUUGAAUAUAUUUUCUUCUUGUAGGUAGUACAUUAGGUCCUUUGCAUUGGUAGGUCCUCAAAAUCAUGGUUCAGAACCCAGAGUUUGGUUGCACAGUGUUUUAGGUUCCCCCUUAUGUUCAACUUCCUUGGGUGAAAAUGCCAGUGAUGCCAACUUCUAAUCCUGUUUUCAAAUUAGGGGCAAGGCAUAGGUAGAUAAUGUGCCAUAUCACAUCCUUCUUUUCAUAUAGGUGUGGUUGUCCAUAUAAUUCCCACCAUCUUGUAGUCAUUAUUCAACAGAUUGUUGAUUUCAGACUGUUAAGAGUUGCAGGUAGUUCUCCAAGAGACUGAGAUUUGCUCAGUGAAGGCCCGUGAGGUGUGGCUGGCAAGGACCUAUGAGGACUCCAGAAUAAUGAGCUGAGCCAGAUGCCUCUGUGAGUGCCAGUAGCUCCAGGGAAGUUCUGGUUAGUUUAUGCCUGAAUGUGAUAUAAGGAGGACUGGCACUUGGAAAACUGCAGAUGUUCUCUGUACCUUGGCCCAAGUAUGCCAAAUGAGGAAGGGUGCAGUGUGUGAAGGUUUAAGAGUCCCCAAUCUAGAGUUCCCAAGGCAAACUCUGCUUCCCAGAUCUCCUGUCCCAAGCUGUGACAGAGGUCCUGUGUGUAGGGGUUGAAGUACUCUGGCCUCCAUCCCCACAACAAUGCUCUCAUGCACUUGAGAUCCAGAACUACCAGUGUGGGAAGAGCCCUGCUCUAUGCUGCCCACCAGGACACUCAGCUGGGCUUUAAGAACCUUCUAGAUGAGCUAGAACAUGCAGAAAUGAUCCACUAGUGAGGGUGAUAUUGGUGAGAUUGGAGGGAGGUGGGGAUAACGGAUGGAAGAGGAUCAACAGAGUUGGCAGGGGCAAGAUCAUGAUGGGUAUAGGAGGAGCCCUUGUAUUAGUCUUUUGUGGCUGCAACAAAUUACCCCAAACUAGGUAGCCUAAAACAACAGAAGAAUUUCUCUCACCGUUCUGGAAUCCAAAAGUCUUGAAAUUAAGGUGUCACAUCCCAGUGACACCUUGUUCUGGAGACUCUGUUCCAUGCUUCUUUCCUAACUUUUGGUGGCUGCUGGCAGGCCUGGGCGUUCCUUGGCUUUUAGACCCAUCACUAUAGUUUCUGCCACCAAUUCACAUGAGAUUUUCCUUUGAGCAUCUUUACAUGGCUUUCUCCUCUCUCAUAAGGACGCUUGUCACUGGAUUUAGGGCCUACCCUAAUUCAAGAUGAUCUCAUCUCAAGAUCCUUAACUUCCUCUUUUUUAUUUUAUUUUUUUUAAUGUUUGCUUGUUUAGAGAGAAAACGUGAGCAGGGGAAGGGCAGAGAGGGAAGCAGAAUCCCAAGCAGGAUACACGCUGUCAGCACAAAGCCCAACAUGGGGUUCAAUCUCACCAACCAUGAUAUCAUGACCUGUGCCAAAAUCAAGAGUCGGUCACUUAACCAACUGAGCCACCCCAUCAAGAUCCCCCCCAUCAAGAUCUGAGGCAUCCCAUCAAGAUUCUUAAUUUAUUAAUUAUAUCUGCAGAGACCCUUUUCCCCAUGAGGGGAUUUCGGAUGGGCAUAUUUUAUAAUGGGAAGGGGGCUGCCAUUCAACUCACUAUAGCUCUCAAUGGGAUAAAAAUUAGCAGUAACUUGAAGUGAGAAAGAACACAUGAGAAGGGUAUUUGCAAGUCUGAAUUCCCACGAAGGGGCAGGCACAGUAUUUUACACGUGUGAUUUCUAACUAUCACUGAGGCAGAUGAAGAUACUGACAUUUAAAAAAAAUUUUUUUUAAUGUUUAUUUAUUUUUAAGAGAAAGCACGUGUGCAAGUAUGGGAGGGGCAGGAGAGAGAGACAGAGAGAGAGAGGGAGGGAGACACAGAAUCCGAAACAGGCUCUAGGCUUUGAGCUGUCAGCACAGAGCCCAAUGCAGGGCUCAAACUCACAAACUGUGAGAUCAUGACCUGAGCCCAAGUUGGACGCUAAAGCAACUGAGUCACCCAGGCGCUCCUGACAUUUUUAUGUGAAAAGAAAGAAGUUCAAAGGGUGGAUGUCCUGAAGCUUUUCAGUAAAAUUGGAGGCUGAGCCAUUAUCCAAGGUUGGAAGGUUCAAAGAUAGGAGGACAGCUCGGAGAAUCUAGAAGAAGUCCAAACAGCCACAAAAAUAUAGAGUAAUAUUUUAAUAGAUGGAUAGAAAUUAUUACAGAGAGGAGUGACUGGCUGGCUCAGUCAGUGGAACAUGUGACUCCUGUUCUCAGGGUUGUGGGUUUGAGCCCCACAUUGGGUGUAGAGAUUACUUAAAAAUAAAAUCUUUAAAAAAAAAAAUGUAUUACAGAGAAAUAGUGAGGCCCCAUUGGAAUUUGUAGGUACUUUUUAAUGGCUCGCUUUAGCCCAGUUUUGUGAUUUGGCCUUGUAGUAGUACUUGUUACUUUGGAAUGGAAAAUCUGACCGUUUGGUGACCUAGAGUUGAGAAUUGAUUUGAACCAUCAAGUGAGGAGGAUAUUCUUAGAGACUAAGGAAAAUAUCGGUUGAAUCAGCUGCAAGUAGGAUUUAGGCUGGGUAGGGGAGCAAGCUGGAACUGGGAUGGUAGAUGCAGUAAAGAAGGAUCUGUAGUCUUACAGAUAUGCGUGAACACAGCAGGUAUGGAAGAGGGGAAACAAAGGCAGGAAGCCCUCAGAAGAGGAAACCUAGGGGAGUGUAGAGUUCUAAAAUGAUGCUGAAUAAGGGUGGCUCCUUGUUGAAUGUAUAGCUGCUCAACUGUAGAUUAAUGAUUAAGGACAUUAGGUAUAAAUACUUCAAGAAACUGAAAUCCAUAGGCCUCUUUUGCUCUUGGUUCAAAUAUGUGUACAGUUGACCCUUGAACAGCACAGAAGUUAGGGGUGCUGACUCCUUGGGCAGUCGAAAAUCCAUGUAUAACUUUUGAAUUACCAAAAACUUGAAUGUUAAUUGCCAUCUGUUGACUGGAAGCCUUAUUGAUCAUCAAAAGCCGAUUAACAUAUUUUGUAUGUUAUAUGUAUUAUAUACCAUACUCUUACAGUAAAGUAAGAAAAUAUUAAAACCAACCAUAAGAAAAAAUACAUUUACAGUACUGUACAGUAUCCAGAAAAAUCCAGGUGUAAGUAGACCUGUGCAGUUCAAACCUAUGUUGUUCAAGAGUUGACUGUAAACGAUGUCUUCUAGAAGAAUGACAUGUCAGUAUGUUGCACUUUUAAAAAAAUCCUGGAUAAUGGAGUGCCUGGUUGGCUCAGUCAGCAGAGCAUGCUACUCUUGACCUCAGGGUCAUCAGUUUAAGCCGCAUGUUGGGUGUAGACUUUACUUCAAAAAAAAUUUUUUUAAUUAAAAUUUAAAAAUCCUGGGUGAAUGUUCUGGGAUCUCUGAAACCUUACAUUAUGACCUAGUUUAGUGGGGGAUAAUCUUAAACUAGUAUUCAAUUUACUUUACUUUCCUUCUAAUUCUUGUUUCCCUGGGAAUCUCCCCCAUUGAGGCAAAGGAUUCCAUUACUUCAGGGGGAGAACAGAAUAUGGUCUAGGACAAAGAAGACGUUGUUCAGCUUUUGACUUUCAAAACAAGCCCUUGAAGCAUGUUUCAGAGACCAGAAUUAGCCCAGGCCUUCACUCAAAAGAGGCAGGCUUUGUUAGAAGAAAAAUGAUUGUGGAUUCCAAGGAGGCAGAUCUCAGAAGGCCUGGUAUAUAUUGUGUAGUAAGCCAUGCAGGAAGGAGGAAAUACCUUCCUGGG